GUAUCUCCAUAGCAAAACCUAGCAGCAGUCACUUUCAGGGCUUCUCAAACCAAGAACAAUGGCUCAAGUCGAAUCAGAGGUUUCCACAGCUGCUCUUGCGAAGAAGAGAACGUUCAAAAAGUUUUCCUUCAAAGAAGUCGAUCUCGAUGCUCUUCUUGACAUGCCCACUGAUGAUCUUGUCAAGCUCUUCCCUGCCCGUAUAAGAAGAAGGAUGAGUAGAGGAUUGACGAGGAAGCCUAUGGCUCUCAUCAAGAAAUUGCGCAAAGCGAAACUAGAAGCACCAGCUGGUGAGAAGCCAGAAGUAGUGAGAACACAUCUAAGGAACAUGGUGAUUAUGCCUGAAAUGAUUGGAAGCAUCAUCGGUGUGUACAAUGGAAAGACUUUUAACCAAAUCGAGAUCAAACCGGAGAUGAUUGGACAUUACCUUGCUGAAUUCUCAAUCUCUUACAAACCCGUUAAGCACGGCAGGCCAGGUCAAGGUGCUACACACUCCUCUAGUUUUGCUGCUAGAGUAAGUCACUCUCUGGUGCAUGAAGAGGUCACAAAGAUUCCAGAAUACACAGAACCUGAGGAGCCGGAGAUUCCAGAAGAGCCGGAGCUGCCGUCGCCGGAGGAGCCUGAGAUUCCAGAAGAGCCUGAGGUUCCUGAGGAACCCGAAGUUCCUGAGGAGCCCGAAGAACCAGAAGAGCCAGAAGGGCCAAAAUUUGGCUUUCCAUCAUGGAUUCCGAGCUUUCCUUUUCCCGGUGUUAAUGGCGGUUUACCAAAGAGUGAAAAGACAAAACCAACAUCAACAGUUGAAGAGGUUAACGAUUCUAACAAGAAGCCAUAGAUCAACGGGUGAAGAACGUCAAAAGGGUUGCAUCUCUAUAGUGAAUACUCUUCCUUGAUUAAUGAUUAUAUAAGUAUAUAUGCAAUAAUAUAUAUAGUGUUGGUGUGUUUGAUUAAAGAUGAUAGAAUACU
This is a messenger RNA of Arabidopsis arenosa, 960 nucleotides long. The record is from the annotation of a GenBank genome assembly. NCBI's taxonomy places the organism in Eukaryota, Viridiplantae, Streptophyta, Magnoliopsida, Brassicales, Brassicaceae.